Molecule: messenger RNA, 2935 nt
Organism: Procambarus clarkii (red swamp crayfish)
Lineage: Eukaryota; Metazoa; Arthropoda; Malacostraca; Decapoda; Cambaridae
Source: RefSeq, a predicted model, not a curated record
AUGCUGUUGGGGUUUGGAUCGGAGCUUCAAGUGGUUCAUGAUUUGUCUCCAGGCAUGGAUUUAACACAAGGGAUAGGAGAACAAAGAGCAAGAAUAGGAACACGUUCAUCAGGAACAGGAACACGUUCAUCAGGAACAGGAAUACGUUCAUCAGGAACAGGAAUACGUUCACCAGGAACAGUAACACGUUCAUCAGGAACAGGAACACGUUCACCAGCAACAGGAACACGUUCAUCAGGAACAGUAACACGUUCAUCAGGAACAGUAACACGUUCACCAGGAACAGGAACACGUUCAUCAGGAACAGUAACACGUUCACCAGGAACAGUAACACGUUCACCAGCAACAGGAACACGUUCAUCAGGAACAGUAACACGUUCACCAGGAACAGAAACACGUUCAUCAGGAACAGUAACACGUUCACCAGGAACAGUAACACGUUCACCAGCAACAGGAACACGUUCACCAGGAACACGUUCACCAGCAACAGGAACACGUUCAUCAGGAACAGUAACACGUUCAUCAGGAACAGUAACACGUUCACCAGGAACAGGAACACGUUCAUCAGGAACAGUAACACGUUCACCAGGAACAGUAACACGUUCAUCAGGAACAGGAACACGUUCACCAGCAACAGGAACACUUUCAUCAGGAACAGUAACACGUUCACCAGGAACAGAAACACGUUCACCAGCAACAGGAACACGUUCACCAGCAACAGGAACACGUUCACCAGCAACAGGAACACAUUCACCAGCAACAGGAACACGUUCACCAGCAACAGGAACACGUUCACCAGCAACAGGAACACGUUCACCAGCAACAGGAACACGUUCACCAGCAACAGGAACACAUUCACCAGAAACAGGAACACGUUCACCAGGAACAGGAACACGUUCACCAGCAACAGGAACACGUUCACCAGCAACAGGAACACGUUCACCAGCAACAGGAACACGUUCACCAGCAACAGGAACACGUUCACCAGCAACAGGAACACGUUCACCAGCAACAGGAACACGUUCACCAGCAACAAGAACACGUUCACCAGCAACAGGAACACGUUCACAGCAACAGGAACACGUUCACCAGCAACAGGAACACGUUCACCAGCAACAGGAACACGUUCACCAGCAACAGGAACACGUUCACCAGCAACAGGAACACGUUCACCGGCAACAGGAACACGUUCACCGGCAAAAGGAACACGUUCACCAGCAACAGGAACACGUUCAACAGGAACACGUUCACCAGCAACAGGAACACGUUCACCAGCAACAGGAACACGUUCACCAGCAACGGUUCAAACAGCAACAACAGUUCACCAACAGGAACACGUUCACCAGCAACAGGAACACGUUCACCAGCAACAGGAACACGUUCACCAGCAACAGGAACACGUUCACCAGCAACAGGAACACGUUCACAGCAACAGGAACACGUUCACCAGCAACAGGAACACGUUCACCAGCAACAACACGUUCACCAGCAACAACACGUUCACCAGCAACAGGAACACGUUCACCAGCAACAGGAACACGUUCACAGCAACAGGAACACGUUCACCAGCAAACAGGAAACACGUUCACCAGCAACAGGAACACGUUCACCAGCAACAGGAACACGUUCACCAGCAACAGGAAACACGUUCACCAGCAACAGGAACACGUUCACCAGCAACAGGAACACGUUCACAGCAACAGGAACACGUUCACCAGCAACAGGAACACGUUCACCAGCAACAGGAACACGUUCACCAGCAACAGGAACACGUUCACCAGCAACAGGAACACGUUCACCAGCAACAGGAACACGUUCACCAGCAACAGGAACACGUUCACCAGCAACAGGAACACGUUCACCAGCAACAGGAACACGUUCACCAGCAACAGGGAACACGUUCACCAGCAACAGGAACACGUUCACCAGCAACAGGAACACGUUCACCAGCAACAGGAACACGUUCACCAGCAACAGGAACACGUUCACCGGCAACAGGAACACGUUCACCAGCAACAGGAACACGUUCACCAGCAACAGGAACACGUUCACCAGCAACAGGAACACGUUCACCAGCAACAGGAACACGUUCACCAGCAACAGGAACACGUUCACCAGCAACAGGAACACGUUCACCAGCAACAGGAACACGUUCACCAGCAACAGGAACACGUUCACCAGCAACAGGAACACGUUCACCAGGAACAGGAACACGUUCACCAGCAACAGGAACACGUUCACCAGCAAACAGGAACACGUUCACCAGCAACAGGAACACGUUCACCAGCAACAGGCAACAGGACGUCACCAGCAACAGGAAACACGUUCACCAGCAACAGGAACACGUUCACCAGCAACAGGAACCGUUCACCAGCAACAGGAACACGUUCACCAGCAACAAGAACACGUUCACCAGCAACAGGAACACGUUCACCAGCAACAGGAACACGUUCACCAGCAACAGGAACACGUUCAACAGCAACAGGACACCGUUUCAUCAGCAACAGGAACACGGUCACCAGCAACAGGAACACGUUCAUCAGCAACAGGAACACGUUCACCAGCAACAGGACACGUUCACCAGCAACAGGAACACGUUCAACCAGCAACAGGAACACGUUCACCAGCAACAGGAACACGUUCAUAGCAACAGGAACACGUUCACCAGCAACAGGACACGUUCACCAGCAACAGGAACACGUUCACCAGCAACAGGAACACGUUCACCAGCAACAGGAACACGUUCACCAGCAACAGGAACACGUUCACCAGCAACAGGAACACGUUCACCAGCAACAGGAACACGUUCACCAGCAAAAGAACACCGUUUCAUCAGCAACAGGAACACGGUCACCAGCAACAGGAACACGUUCAGCAACAGCAACAGGAACACGUUCACCAGCAACAGGAACACGUUCACCAGCAACAGGAACAC